Molecule: messenger RNA, 1262 nt
Organism: Salvia miltiorrhiza (redroot sage)
Lineage: Eukaryota; Viridiplantae; Streptophyta; Magnoliopsida; Lamiales; Lamiaceae
Product: ethylene-responsive transcription factor ERF071-like
Exons: 2
Coding region: 293-1072 (259 amino acids)
Biological process (GO): ethylene-activated signaling pathway; regulation of DNA-templated transcription
Molecular function (GO): DNA binding; DNA-binding transcription factor activity
Source: RefSeq, a predicted model, not a curated record
ACCAACAUUCAAUGCAGAAUUGCCCCGAACCGACCGAUUCGGUCCAAUUCGGCGGUUUUAGUCCGGUUCUGCACACCCCCAUCUUUUAGCUAAACUGUAGUAGCUUCAUUUAUAUAUAAAGCUAAAGCUUCGUCUCUUUCUCUCGUAACUUCAAAGCGUAAGCUAUCACAAAGAUUUGUAACCCUCAUUUCCAAUCCAAAAAUUAUCUCUGUUUUUCCGGUUGCAUCAAUCUUCUUCUUAAUUUUCUCUUCAUAUAAUAUAAAGUACAGAUUUGGAAGACAUUUCACCAAAAAUGUGUGGCGGUGCAAUCCUCGCCGGACUUAUUCCCAGCCGCCACGUCUCAUCCACCGACAUCCUUCCCACCGCCGCAGACUUCUGGCCGGCCGCUUUCAGCUAUUCUGACCAGAACGACGCUCCUCCUCUCAAACGAUCAAGAUCCUCUGCAGGCGAUGAGCAUGUGUCGAAGAACAAUGGUCCGAAGAGUAAGAAGCAGAGGAAAAAUCUGUACAGGGGGAUACGGCAGCGGCCGUGGGGGAAAUGGGCGGCAGAGAUUCGCGAUCCACGGAAAGGCGUCCGUGUUUGGCUGGGCACGUACAACACUGCUGAAGAAGCCGCCCACGCUUACGACAGAGAGGCGCGCAAAAUCAGAGGGAAAAAAGCCAAAGUCAAUUUCCCAAACGAGGAUGAUGAUUACAGCUGCAAUUACAAUCCUAGCCCUAAUUUCGAGUAUUACAGUGAAUUCAACCAGGCUGGAUUGGGAAUUUGCGAUUAUGUAGAAACAUUCUACGCCGUGAAUGAUGCCGCUGAUGCGAAGCCUGAGGCUAACGAGAGCGGCGGUAAAGAUGCGGUGAUUGGACCUGCGGCGGAGGCGGCGAAGGAGGAGAAGCACGCGGCGGCGGAGAAUGAUGAAGUGCAGAAGCUGUCGGAGGAGCUGAUGGCGUAUGAGAACUACAUGAAGUUCUAUCAGAUUCCGUAUUACGACGGGCAGUCGCAGUCGCCGCCGCCGCCUAGUAAUCCGCCGCCAGAUACGGUGGAGCUGUGGAGCUUCGAUGAAGUUUCCGGUGAACACUAGCGUGGAGUGUUGGUAGUUUGUGUUGAUUGUUUUUGCUUCGUUUCUUCCUGUUAUUAAUCAUGGAUUAAUUUAGCGUUCCGUGUCGUAAUUGUAAGUUUAGGAUCGUGAUGAAAAUAUUUGUCAUAUUUCUAAUAUUUGUCGAAUGUGUAGUAAAAUUGCAUUUUAAAUGCAAAUUAUGUUGCUUUUCUAA